Messenger RNA from Emys orbicularis (European pond turtle), 1143 nucleotides. RefSeq names its product zinc finger protein 3-like. The transcript is spliced from 7 exons. Gene Ontology annotation, biological process: regulation of DNA-templated transcription. Lineage: Eukaryota; Metazoa; Chordata; Testudines; Emydidae. The coding region runs from base 4 to 1143 and encodes 379 amino acids. The record is from RefSeq and is a predicted model, not a curated record.
UUCAUGGAGCUGGAGAAGAGACUCAGCGAUUUCUCUCUGAAAAGUGCCAUGCUGCAGGAGGUGCUGCUGGGAUUCAAAGAGACGCUGCGACGGGGGCUGGGGAGCGACACAGCCAUCCCGAUGAUAAUUAAUUUCUGGGAAACAUCCUCAGCAGAAUUAUUUGAAUGUGUUGCACCGGAGAGUAAAGGUACAGAGGCAGUGGCUUGUGAGAAACAGGGCGGCAGAGUAACACCCACCUUUGGCUCCAGAUUGUCCCAGCCUCCCACGGGACAGGGAAGGGAACUGGCUGUAGUGGAGCCAGUCCAGGGGCCGGUGACCUUCGAGGAGGUGGCUGUGUAUUUCACCAGGGAAGAGUGGGCUCUGCUGGACCCCCGUCAAAGAGCCCUCUGCAGAGACGUCAUACAGGAGAACUAUGAGAAUGUGACCUCGCUGGCAGGUGAUGCAAUGGUAUGUGACAAAGAGGAGCAGAAUUCUCAGAAGGAAAAUGUUGAGCAAGUGGAUAAACACAGAGCAUUAUCGCAAAGAUUGAAAAGGAAUGUGUCCAGGAGUCAUGAGCAGGGAAAAUCCUGUGAGAUUCAGCACAGACCAGAAAAAGAACAGGGAAACCAGCCAGGGGAGAAAGUGUGUAAAUGUAUUUCCUCUUGGGGAACUCAGAAGGACCUCAAGGAAACCACAAAACAGCAGGAAAUCCUCAGGAGAAAGAGAAAAAAUACAUGCACUGAGUGUGGGAAAAACUUACGUGACUAUUCAGCCCAUGUAAAGCAUCAGAGAAUCCACACAGGGGAGAGGCCCUAUGAAUGCACUGAAUGUGGAAAACUCUUCACUAAGAGCUCAGGCCUUUCUGAACAUCAGCGAAUCCACACAGGGGAGAGGCCCUAUGAAUGCAGUGACUGUGGAAAAUGCUUCACUAAGAGCUCAGCCCUUUCUGAACAUCAGAGAAUCCACACAGGGGAGAGGCCCUAUAAAUGCCGUGAAUGUGGAAAAUGCUUCACUAACACCUCAGGCCUUUCUAAACAUCAGCGAAUCCACACAGGGGAGAGGCCCUAUGAAUGCCGUGAGUGUGGGAAUACCUUUUCUUGGCACUCAGCCCAUGUUAGCCAUCAGAGAAUCUGCAAGCGAGAUCAACACCAUAAAAACCUCUAG